Molecule: messenger RNA, 2157 nt
Organism: Zerene cesonia (dogface butterfly)
Lineage: Eukaryota; Metazoa; Arthropoda; Insecta; Lepidoptera; Pieridae
Product: E3 ubiquitin-protein ligase MSL2-like
Exons: 4
Coding region: 97-1410 (437 amino acids)
Cellular component (GO): MSL complex
Molecular function (GO): ubiquitin protein ligase activity
Source: RefSeq, a predicted model, not a curated record
UGUCGAAGCGUUUGCGGCUUUUUAGUUGAAAGUUAAUAAUAUUUUGGUGUAAAAGAUUUACAAUAACAACUAAUGUGUAGACUCAAAGUUUUAUAAAUGAAGAUGAACGCUACAAGCUUGUAUGUUUCUACGUGUCGUUUAAUAAUCUUAGCAGACCCGGCGGAUAAAAGUUCGUGGACAGAUUUGUUUCGUUUAGUUCCUUAUUUACGACAAUCGUUGUCUUGUACUGUCUGCGGUAAUUUAUUAAAAGAACCGUAUACGCCUACAAAUUCAAGUUGUCAACAUCAUGUUUGCAAGAAUUGCAAGGGCGGGAGAAAAAAAUUAAAACCAUCCUGCAGUUGGUGUAAGGAUUACGAUAAUUAUUCCGAAAACUUACAACUACGAAUACUACUUCAAUGUUAUAAAAAGCUUUGUGAAUAUUUUAUGGGCACCGAUACGUUCAAGACUUUAUUAGAAGAAGACGAAAUAGCGGCUGGUAUUAAUGGUGGGACUGUAGCUAGCUCAGGUUUGAUAGACUUAAUUCAAGAAGCUGCCAGAUUCGAUGAUGAUUUUAAAUGUAACGCAGGACUUUCCAAAUCUGCCUAUAGCAUAUUACCAUGUGUCUAUACAAAUUCCACAUCAACGCAAACACAGGUGGCAUCAUCAAGUAGUAUGGAAACAAGAUCAUCAAAUAAAGGAUCACCAAAUACAAGAGGUUUAUCUAAUGGAUCUCCGCUUUAUUCAGUAAUGUACGCUGGUUCUGGUAAUAAGAUUACCAUUAAAAGGAAAGCUGUGGAAGAAUCAGAAAUAUCACAAAGUGAGCCAAGCCCACGCGAAAGCAAGUCUAAUCAAUUAGGUUUUAAAAAGCCAUCAAAUAGGUCUCGGAAUUCUUCAAGUAGUAAGCGCAAAGGCUGUCGUUGUGGCAAUGCAACGGCUACACCAGGAAAGCUAACAUGUUGUGGCCAGCGGUGUCCAUGCUAUGUUGAAAGUAAACCGUGUACGGAAUGUAAAUGUAAAGGCUGCCGAAACCCCCAUAGGCCUGAUGGCAUGAAGGUUCGUCCACAUAUACCUCAAUUAGAUAGCAUCCAAAUAACAUUGAACACAAACCCUGACAGUUCUCCAUCGUGUUCUGGAUCCAUGGAUAGCCUGGACACAGAUACACUCACCAUGGAAGCUAUGGAGGAAUCUCUCAGUUUCACUACGGACUAUAAGUCUUCCGAUAUUAAAGUGUACACAAGCCAACUCCAAGAAGUAUCACCGUCCUUGCCAGCGACAAUUUUAAUGGACGAUGAGUUACCCGCCUCUCCGGAGGACGAACUAAGUUCGCCCUGCGACUACACGCAAUGCUCGCCCCGAGGGACCAACGACACAGAAACAUCCCCCCAUUCAGCCACACAGGAUAUGACAAGCGACAUUGAAGUUGAUGUAUGACAACAACUUUCUCUAGCGGGUGACUAGACCGCAGAAUGUGAACUAAGUGAAAUAAUGACAAUAUAACUGUGUUGCUAGUCACAUAAUGCGAAAUGGAUUUUAGUAAACGUUUAGUUGAUAGAUACUUCGUUAAGUCUUCUAUGUAAGUAAUGAAUUUUGUUAGUUAUAAUUAUGCUGUAUGUAUUAUAUUUUUGGAUCUUCCAAAUCUUUAAACUACAGUAAACGGAAUGUAGUUAAGUUAUUACAAAUAAUAUGUUAUAUUAUUUAAUCACAACUCUUAUUGUGUUUCAUCAAUAAUUGUGUAUUAUUCGAAUAUUUUGAAUUGAGCUUGUCAAUUUUUUCCCCAUCGUAAUUGUUGCAUAUUCUAUAUGCUUCAUACUUUUCAUAGGUAUGGUAUUUGUUUAUAAAAAGAAAUUAUUAUAUAUUUACAACAUAAUCUUUAAUCAGAAUUCGCACUUUUCAAAUGUAACAACGUAUUAAUUUGUAUCUUCUUAAAAUUGCGAUUUAUAAUAUAAGUUAACGAGAUGGCUACGCCCAAAGGAACUCACACUUACCGUUUUUAAAUUAUCGUGUGUCACUACAAAUACGUUUUUUAUCUUCCAUAUUAUUAAAAUUGAAAAACCUUUAAUUAGAAACAAAGAAAUAUACAACAAAUGGUUGAAUGUACAUACAUAUUAAAAUAUAAAUAUAUUUUGUUUUCUUACAAAUUGAAAUGAAUAGUUGUAAUACUGUAAAUAAUGAUAUGCU